This is a messenger RNA of Maniola jurtina (meadow brown), 4148 nucleotides long. RefSeq names its product structural maintenance of chromosomes protein 4 (gene glu). Gene Ontology annotation, biological process: mitotic chromosome condensation. The transcript has 25 exons. Lineage: Eukaryota; Metazoa; Arthropoda; Insecta; Lepidoptera; Nymphalidae. Bases 191 to 4030 code for a protein of 1279 amino acids. Gene Ontology annotation, molecular function: ATP hydrolysis activity; ATP binding; protein binding. The record is from RefSeq and is a predicted model, not a curated record. Gene Ontology annotation, cellular component: chromosome.
GCAUAAGUGCGGAAGCAUAAUAAUGUUCAUCAAUGGUUCAUCAUGAUCAACCCAUCACCGGCCUACUACUAAGCGCAGGUCUCCUGUCAAAAUGAGAAAUUCCUUAUUUUGCGUGUUUUAAUUGCGAAAGUUACAGAGCUGAUCUGAGUUAUUGUUUCAAAAGUUCUUGAAAGUGGUUUAGAUUAUAAAAAUGGAAAGAACAAGGAAGAAAAGACGUGAAGAAGAACCGAUGGCAGUGGACGAAAAUACUGUGGAACAGAAUGGAGAAAUUGACCAUAUAUCUGACGAUGAAGAAGGUGGAGUUCGUAUAGGCGACAUCUACAUACCCCCGGCGCCGAAACCAGCGCUUACAUUCGAUGCAACAGGCCCAAGAUUGAUAAUCACUCACAUUGUUAAUGAAAACUUCAAGAGCUAUGCUGGCGUACAGACUUUAGGCCCAUUUCAUAAGAGUUUCACAGCUAUAAUAGGACCCAAUGGUAGUGGGAAAAGCAACGUAAUAGACUCUAUGCUCUUUGUAUUUGGCUACAGAGCAGCUAAGAUUCGUUCUAAGAAGAUCUCUGUCCUCAUACAUUCAUCUAGCAAGUUUCCAAAUAUCACUAAUGCGUGUGUUGCUGUACACUUUUGUCAGAUUAUUGAUGGGGAAGGUGAAGAGUUUACCGUGGUACCAAACAGUGAGAUUGUGGUAUCAAGAACAGCUGGUAAAGACAACUCCUCAUACUACACACUGAAUGGCAAAAGAGUUCAGUUUAAGGAGGUCGCAAGAAUGUUGAAUUCACAUGGAAUUGACUUGGAUCACAAUAGAUUUCUUAUUCUGCAGGGUGAAGUUGAACAAAUAGCCAUGAUGAAGCCAAAAGGUCUGACUGAGCAUGAGUCUGGGAUGCUGGAAUAUUUAGAAGAUAUUAUUGGCACUUCCAGAUAUAAGGAACCCAUAGAAAAACUGUCAGUGAAAGUGGAAGAAUACACAGAAAUGCGCAAAGACAAGCUCAACAGAGUCCGCCUGGUUGAACAAGAGAAGCAGAAGCUGGAGCAACCCAUGAGAGAAGCUGUGGAGCUCAUGAACUUGACCAAUGUUGCGCUGAGAACUAGGAAUAUGCUGUUACAGAAAUAUAUUCACGAAACUAACAAAAUGAUUGAACACAAGAACAAGGAGUUGGAAGAACUAAAGGAAGUUUUGGCCAAAAUUGAUGAGAAAUUAAACAAAAUCAAAGAGACUUUACACGAGAAAACUACAGAACUGAAGAACGGUACACAACAGUACGACCAGAUGCGCAAGCAAAAGGACGAGCUGGGCGAAAAGCUGCAGCAGUGUAAACGCAAAGCCGUCACAGCGCAAGCCGAUUUGACGCAGGCCAACAAGAAAAAGAAGAUUCUAGAACACUUGCUGGAACAAGAGAAGGGGAAAUUGAUUGAUUUAGAAAUGGUCCCUGAGAAAAAUAAACGUGAAAUUGAAGAUUGUGAGAAAUUAUUAGAAAAACACAAGGAAAACAAAGUGGUUGCUGAGGAGGAACUGCAAACUGUUAUGGCUGGUGUAAGAUCAAAAACCCAAGGUCUUCAAGAGCAAAAAGACAAACUACAAUCAAAGUUAAUAGACCUAAAGAAAAUUGUAGACGAAGCGAACAAGAACUAUAUGCUCGCCCAAUCCGAACUCAAGAUAUAUCUGAGCACAGAGGAAAAGGAAGCAGAGAAAUAUGAGAAUUUAAAACAGGCAUAUGAAAAUGCUACUAAGAGUUUAGAAGAAAAGAACGCUUUACGUAAAAAUCUAUCGUCCACAAUACCCUCUCAAGAGAAAAAGUUGAAUGAAAUACAAACCAAACUCCAGGCCAUUAAGAGAGAGGAGGGGACUGUGUCCACUGAAGCAAGAAGUUUAAGAGGUCAAUUGGAAGAAUCGAGGCAAGCUAUGACUGCCAACCGAUCCCGUGGAAGGGUGUUAGAUGCUCUGAUGAAAGAAAAGAAGGCGGGAAACUUACCUGGUAUUUUUGGGAGAUUGGGUGAUCUCGGUGGUAUAGACGCAAAAUACGAUGUAGCGAUAUCCACAUGUUGCGGGGCUCUCGACAAUAUCGUAGUAGACACCGUGGACACCGCGCAAGCCUGUGUAGAGUACCUAAAGAGACAUAACAUAGGCCGAGCUACCUUCAUAGCGCUCGAGAAACAGCAGCAUUUGCUCAGCCGGAUCCAGAAUAAGACCAAAUAUCCAGAAAACGUGCCACGUCUUUUCGACCUGGUGAAAGUGAAAGAUGAAAGGGUGUUGCCGGCGUUCUAUUACGCUCUGAACGAAACGUUGGUGGCGGAAGACUUGGACCAGGCUUCAAGGAUCGCGUAUGGAGCUACGAGAUAUCGAGUGGUUUCACUCGACGGAAAAGUUAUUGAAAUUGUUGGUACGAUGUCCGGCGGUGGUAAAACCGUAUCACGUGGCCGAAUGUCGAGCUCAGUACAACAGGACACGAGUGAGAAUGACCCCGCUGUCAUACAGGCGACCGAGCAGAAACUAGCUUCGCUUGAGCAGAGGUUAUCAGAUCUCCGCAGUGAGCAAGCGAAUUUGGAAGAGUCGUUCGCGUCCACUCAGAGAAGUGUGAGGGAGGGUAAAGUGACAUUACACAAACUGGACAUCGAGACCAAGAGUUUGACUGAGCAAGUGCCUGCAUUGGAGCAUCAAAUAAAGCAGCAAGAAAGUAGAGUUGCGUCGAGCAAAGUAGACGCAAGGCAGAAAGCGAAGUUAGAAAAAGUUUUGAAAGCCGCCGAGGAAAAACUGGAGAAAGCGAAACACAACGCAGGAGAGGUAGAGAAAGAGGUCCACGGCGUAGACGCACAAAUAGCGGCGGUGGCGGGCAACAAAGUGAAAGACCUGCAGAAGAAUGUGGACGAGCUUACUAAGAAGAUAGACAAGAUCUCCACCGAAAUGACUAAGCUUAAAGUCGCUAUUAACACCAGCAUCAGGAAUUCAAAGAAGUCCAAGGACAAAAUCAAUCAAAUGGAAUCAGAUUUGAAGGAAACCGAAAAGAAUGUAGAGAAUUUAAAUAGCCAAAAGAAACAACUCAGUUUGGACAGUGCACAGUUCCAAAAGGAAUGUGAUGAGUUAGAAGAACAAAUCAACGAAGGCACGAGUGAAUUCAGCGGCUUAAGACAAGAAAUAGCGAAGUUACAAAGCAAGGAGAACAAGAUAAAGAGCGAGCGACUCGAGGCUAACAACGCCGUCAGCAAAAUGGAGAAGUCCAUUAAAGAAUGUACGACGAAGACACCUACGUGGGAGAAAGAAUUGAAAUCACUAAAACUGGAAGAUCCCGGGCUAGAUGGCGUGCCGGGAAUUGAACGGCCGGCGCCGCUCGAGCGACACACGCCCGAGGAGCUGGAAGAGUGUGCGGUGGACGAGCUCAGGAACAGACUGACGGCGCAGAAAGCCAGGAUCGGGGAAAACAAGCCCAACGUUCAGGCUAUUCAGGACUAUAGGACAAAAGAGGAAGUAUACCUUAAACGUGCAGCGGAGUUGGACGAAAUUACGACGAAGCGGAAUGAAAUGAGGGCUCUAUACGACCAGCUGAGAAAGAAAAGGACUACAGACUUUCUAUGUGGUUUCAACACAAUAACAACGAAACUAAAGGAAAUGUACCAAAUGAUCACACUAGGUGGCGACGCAGAGUUGGAACUUGUAGAUUCUUUGGAUCCAUUCACUGAAGGAAUUACCUUUAGUGUUCGCCCUCCAAACAAAUCGUGGAAGAAUAUAUCAAACCUUUCUGGAGGAGAGAAGACGUUGUCAUCCCUCGCCUUGGUGUUUGCUCUACAUUAUUAUAAACCUACCCCCUUGUAUGUUAUGGACGAAAUCGACGCUGCUUUGGACUUUAAGAACGUCUCUAUCGUUGCCAAUUAUAUUAAAGAACGUACCAAAAACGCCCAAUUCAUAAUAAUAUCGCUCCGGUACAACAUGUUUGAAGUUUCCAACAGGCUUGUUGGCAUUUACAAGACGGAGGAUUGCACAAAAUCUGUUACCAUAGAAAAUAAGUUGCCUGAACAGACUGCGACGGAAAUUAUAGCUUAGGCAUCAAGACAUAGGACUAGAAUUGUACUCAAACUGAAGAUACUAAAAGCUAUAAUAGAAACGACGAACGCAAGUGAAAUUAGGUUUAGUGUUGGUACAAAUAAAGACUAAUAUUACA